Colius striatus (speckled mousebird) is the source of this 3765-nucleotide messenger RNA. It is a transcript of the gene HYCC1, whose product is annotated as hyccin PI4KA lipid kinase complex subunit 1. The coding region runs from base 356 to 1903 and encodes 515 amino acids. The record is from RefSeq and is a predicted model, not a curated record. Gene Ontology annotation, cellular component: plasma membrane. Gene Ontology annotation, biological process: protein localization to plasma membrane; phosphatidylinositol phosphate biosynthetic process. NCBI's taxonomy places the organism in Eukaryota, Metazoa, Chordata, Aves, Coliiformes, Coliidae. The transcript has 11 exons.
CCAGCCCGCCGCUGCCCGCCCUCGCCGCUGUCGCUGCCGGCGGGCGAGUAAGUCCCCGAGCGGCCGCGGUGGAGGAGGCGCCGGGCGGGAGUGGUGAGUUUGAGUAGUGCCCGCUCCCGCGGGGCCAACUUUUCCCGCGCGGGGCCGGGGCAGCCCGCUGCGCCGACGGGACGGUUGCGGUCCUUGGGCAACUAACGGCCGGCUCAGGAGAGUCCCUCUGGCUCCGGAUCCCGCGCGCCGGCUCCGCGGCAGGCUCCCCGUCCCGCCCCGGAGCAGCCGUUACCCGCUGAGCUCUCGCCAGAGGAGGGGAGAGGAGGCAGUGGUGGGCUGAAGGUUUUGGAACAGAUGUUGGAAGAUGUUAGCUGUAGAUACUGGGAUUGUGGAGGAGUGGUUAUCAGAGUUCAAGACACUGCCGGAAGCAUCCAUAUCCAGCUAUGCUACAAACUUGAAAGACAAGACUGCUUUGAUUUCGUCUCUUUACAAAGUAAUUCAGGAGCCACAGAGUGAACUUCUGGAGCCAGUUUGCCAUCAACUCUUUGAGUUCUGUCGCAGUGGUGAGGAACAACUACUACGAUUUACACUGCAGUUUCUACCAGAAUUGAUGUGGUGCUAUCUUGCUGUCUCAGCCAGCAGAGAUUUGCAGAGCAGUGGAUGCAUAGAGGCCCUUCUCCUAGGAGUUUAUAACUUGGAGAUAGUUGACAAAGAAGGACAUAGCAAAGUGCUGAGUUUCACAAUUCCAUCAUUGUCCAAACCUUCAGUCUAUCAUGAACCUUCCAGCAUUGGCUCGAUGGCUCUCACUGAAGGAGCUUUAUCGCAGCAUGGUUUGUCCAGGGUUGUAUACAGUGGACCUCAUCCUCAAAGGGAGAUGUUAACAGCACAGAACAGGUUUGAAGUGCUGACAUUCCUUCUGCUCUGUUACAAUGCUGCCUUAAGCUACAUGCCUGCAGUUUCUCUUCAAUCAUUGUGUCAGAUUUGUUCAAGAAUUUGUGUCUGUGGAUAUCCUCGCCAGCAAGUGAGAAAGUACAAGGGAGUCAACAGUAGGAUUCCAGUUUCAUCUGAAUUCAUGGUGCAAAUGCUAACAGGGAUAUAUUAUGCCUUUUAUAAUGGAGAAUGGGAUUUGGCUCGUAAAGCUAUGGAUGACAUUUUGUAUAGAGCACAGCUGGAACUGUAUCCAGAACCUUUGCUGGUGGCUAAUGCAAUAAAAGCUUCACUGCCUCAGGGUGCCAUGAAAUCUAAUAAAGAAGGUACAAAAUGCAUUCAGGUUGAAAUUACACCUACUUCAUCCAGAAUAUCAAGGAAUGCUGUGACUAGCAUGUCUAUCCGAGGACAUAGAUGGAAAAGGCAUGGUCCUACUGAUUUAGCCGUUCAAGAAGAACUGAUAGAAGUAUCUGAAGCUGAUGAAGGGUUUUACUCUAGAGCUACUUCUAGUACGAGUCAGUCUGCCCUAUCUAACAGCAGCAACAUGAGCAGUAAGAACCUUUUAGGGAAGAGCCAACGAAGGUCUGGAGGAAGCAAAGCUGGAGGAAAAGAAAAAGAAGGAGAAACCUGCAGAGAACACUUGUCACGAAAACAAACUCAUAGAGCCAUGAGUGAGAAUCUAGAGCUUGUCUCUCUGAAGAGACUGACACUGACAACUAGCCAGUCCCUGCCCAAGCCUGGCAGCCAUAGUCUGGCCAGAACAACCACUACUGUGUUCAGUAAAUCCUUUGAACAAGUCAGUGGUGUCACAGUUCCAAGUAAUCGUGGUGGUGUGUCUGGUACAGAGGCAAACAGAUUUUCAGCUUGCAGUCUUCAAGAAGAAAAACUGAUAUAUGGAACAGACAGAACAGAUCUUCCGAUUUUGAGCAAACAACCUAAUCAGCAGCGACCUCCUAGUAUUAGCAUAACUUUGUCAACAGAUUGAUACUAAAUUGGCAAGUAUGCAAAAUAAAAUACUGAGGAUUUGUGCUGAUAUUGGUCAGUUGGUACAUGAAGCUCAUCAAUAUGUUGUACAUUACUUUCUUAAACCUCAAGCCCAUAAGUUCUUAUUUGGCUCACAUUUGGCGGUAAUACCGAAUAGACAAUGGUUGUAAUUAUUUGCAUCAACUUCUAAUAGUAGAAGAAGUUCCUCUUUGACUUACUGUAUGUAUACAUCUGACUGCUUACAGUUUCAUGUGAAGUUUACAGCUUCACCAAUAUAACAAGCGUUGCUUGGUUGUUUAGCCACUGACCAAGAAGUGUGGCUCUUUACAGCUGCACAGUACAGCUGGGAACAAAUAGAGCUUCUUACCCAAAUUCUACACUUUCACUACUACUUGGCAUAGAUAAAACUGCAAGUACUUGUUUUAUUUAGGAGGAGUCUUGCAGUGUGGGCGUGAAACUUUGUAAUGGCAUUGUGAGAACAAACAUGCUCUUACAUUAGCCAUGGGAAACCUGUGCUUACAGAUAAGGUUAAGACUAGAAGCAUUGGUUCAGUGUUUGAUGGUAUGGUAGUUUUUGUAAUGUCAGGUAGUGUACAUUGCAUUGUUCAUUCUUUAUGCUUGUGUGAGUCUGAGUUAUUGAUGCAUUUUGGUUUAUCUCUACAUAUUCGAAACUGGGCCCAAAGUCAUACAGCAGCAGUACUUGUAGAUGAGAGUUCUUAUCAGUUGCUAUAGUAGUCACUCUUUAUAUUUACAGACUGUGUGACACACUCUGCCUUUCUUUCAGAUUCUUAAAUGGACACAAAGUUACUCACUGAAAAGUUGCUGUCAUCAGUAUUUUUAUUAUUUACGAGGAAGAGAUGUGCUUAUGUAACAAUAUUAUGUAGGAAAUAAGGUAUGAGACCUUUGUACUGACUCAAGCAAAUCAGGAUUGUGACUGUUUAACAUGAAUGUCUUACUUGAGACUAAGAGAAUGCUACCAAAGGAUGUGUACUUUCAGUAACUCACAAGCACAAAGGGAAAUUAUAAUGUAAAUAUAACUAGCACUGAAAUUCCUAGUCUUUUGUACUUAUUAUUUUUCUAGUUUGAAAUUCUAAACCAGCAGCCUGUGCAAGGUUACCUGAUCUUAACUUCAGUUAGUUUGGUGACCUUGUUUGAUACCAACUUUUAUAACAUUAAGAUUUUGAUUUAAACCAGAUAUUAAAACUUCUAAAGCAAAAAUUGGGAGAAGCAAUAGCUGACAAAACCAUUCCAGUAGCAGCAAGCAGCCGAUAAAUGGACAGUAUAUUAUUAUGAGUGGAGAAAUAGGAUGAAGAUCUAAGGCUUAGUCGUGCCCAAAUGUCCAGAUUUCUGCAGCUACUGAUCACUUGUUGUCAAGCACCUUGUAACAAAACAAACACUAAAAUUCUGGUAGACUUUCCUACUUCCCUGGAGAUGACUUUAGAUAUCCCUUUUUUUUACUCAAACUGAAGCACAAUUAACUGCUAAGCAGCUAAGGUUGUUCAGGUUGAUAGCAAUUAACAAGCUGGUUAAUUAAUGAAUAGAGAUAAGAGGACAUACUUGAUUGGGACAAAUUGUAAAAUUAUACUUCUAAGUCCGCAGACUGGAUGUGUACAUUUCUUAAUACUCACUGAAGUCUCUGGAAUAGCUGCAUCACUCUGUUAAUGUUUGUCUUCACCUGAAAGCCUGAAUUUAAAUGAAUGUGCUAUGCUUUCUCAUUCUUCAGUUUAUUGUGUGACACUGCUCUGUUCUAGUAAUGCAGUAUUUCUCCUUUUUACAAGUGAAUGGUUUUCUUAAUUGUACAUGAAAACUUACAUUCCUAAUGUAUAAACUACAAGUUUGUCUAUUUAGUGCUUAUUAAUUUGGC